Amphimedon queenslandica is the source of this 347-nucleotide messenger RNA. RefSeq lists its product as uncharacterized. The coding region runs from base 1 to 324 and encodes 107 amino acids. Gene Ontology annotation, molecular function: DNA binding. Gene Ontology annotation, biological process: DNA integration; DNA recombination. Lineage: Eukaryota; Metazoa; Porifera; Demospongiae; Haplosclerida; Niphatidae. The record is from RefSeq and is a predicted model, not a curated record. The transcript has 2 exons.
AUGGGAAAAUCAUCUCAACUCUUGUUGUCUCUUAAGAAGCGUCAUAAUCCAGUCUCCUCCAGUACUAUUGGUCGUUGGAUAAAAUCUCUUCUGACUGAUGCUGGUGUUAACACCUCUAUUUUUGGUGCUCACUCCACAAGAGCUGCCUCCAGUUCAGCAGCCAAGAAGGCAGGAGUACCUCUUAUUGAUAUAAUGAAAGCAGCUGGAUGGUCUAGAUCCUCCACCUUUGAACGGUUUUAUUACAAACCUAUCUUAUCUCCUCAGGUUGGAGACAUUUUGCUUUCAUCAGAGGUCCCCUCUAAUGAUGACCUUGGCAGUUCGUAACUGUAUGACAAAUUUCUUGGUCU